Struthio camelus australis is the source of this 717-nucleotide messenger RNA. The record is from RefSeq and is a predicted model, not a curated record. NCBI's taxonomy places the organism in Eukaryota, Metazoa, Chordata, Aves, Struthioniformes, Struthionidae.
GCGGACGCCAAGAAAUGCCCCCGCUUGGACCCACCCGACAUGCAGGAAGGACCUGGCCACCCAGCUGCAGAGGGAGUAAAGGCAAGAAGGCAGGGGAUAUCCUGGCCCCCUGCUCGGAAAGGAACCCCUGCCAACCGGGACGGCCCAGGUCACCUCGACCCUGGCCCCAGCGUCGCUCUCUUUGGCCGGCCGCUGGCAGCUCUCUGCGGGGAAGAUGGGAACCUGGCCCAGCCCGUCCAGCAUCUCCUGGCUAUACUGUACGAGAAAGGGCCUGACACUGAGGGCAUCUUCAGGAAAGCGGCCAACGAGAGGGCCCGCAGGGAGCUGAAGGAGGUCCUUGACCAGGGUGAGAAUGCUCACCUGGACAGCAGACCUGUGCACCUCUUGGCAGUGGUGCUCAAGGACUUCCUCCGAAACAUCCCCGCCAAGCUCCUCUCCGACAACCUCUUUGACGAGCGGAUGCUAGCGCUGGAGAAGCCGAGCCAGCAGGACAAGAUUGACAAGCUGAGAGAGGUAGCUGACAACCUGCCGAGUGCAAACCUCCUCUUGCUCCAGCGCUUGCUCGCUGUGCUCCACCACAUCAGCGAAAAGGCAGAGACCAGCAAAAGGGAUGCCAGCAACCUUGCCAUCGGCGUGGGGCCAAACCUGCUGAGCCUUGACAUGGGCAACGUGCUCCCACUGGCAGCGCAGAAGGAGAGGAAUGACAAGGUCUGUUGA